AUGGUUUCAGCCUCUGCUAAGGUGGAUGGCAAACUGCCCUGUCUGGUUGACCUCAACAAGUCUGUUAGAGAGCUCUGCCAACAACUUGCCCUCUUUUCCCAGUUUUUCAGCUCAAAAUGGGAGUCGCUGCUGGAGCUGCACAAGCGGCGGAAGGCGCUGAGCGAGCCCGAGGUGCGCUACUACCUGCGCCAGACCAUCCUGGGCUGCCAGUACCUCCACAGCCACCGCGUCAUCCACCGCGACCUCAAGCUGGGCAACCUCUUCCUCAGCGAUGAGAUGGAGGUGAAGAUCGGUGACUUUGGCCUGGCCACCAAAGUGGAGUAUGAUGGAGAGCGCAAGAAGACCCUGUGUGGGACCCCCAACUACAUUGCCCCAGAGGUGCUGGGCAAGAAGGGGCACAGCUUUGAGGUGGACAUCUGGUCCAUUGGCUGCAUCAUGUAUACCCUGCUGGUAGGGAAACCACCUUUUGAAACCUCUUGUCUAAAGGAAACUUAUAUCCGAAUUAAGAAGAAUGAAUAUACCAUCCCCAAGCACAUCAACCCUGUAGCUGCUAACCUCAUCCAGAAGAUGCUGAGGUCUGACCCUGCCACACGCCCAACUAUCGAUGAGUUGCUGAAUGAUGAAUUUUUCACAUCAGGAUACAUCCCUAACCGCUUGCCCACCAGUUGUCUCACCGUCGCACCUAGGUUUUCAAUUGCUCCCAGUGGGCUUGAACUGAAUGGGCGAAAGCCAUUGACUGCACUCAACAAAGGACCAGACAGCCCUGCACUAGAGAGCUUGCCUGAAAAAGAUGAUGUAGCUGGGCUGCGGGAGCUGGGAGAUGCUGUUGACUGUCACUUAGUGGACAUGUUACAGCAGUUGACUGCAGUCAACUCAGCCAAGCCAUCUGAGAGAGUGGCUGUGAGACAAGAAGAGGCUGAAGAUCCAGCCUGCAUUCCUAUCUUCUGGGUUAGCAAAUGGGUGGACUACUCAGAUAAAUAUGGUCUAGGUUAUCAGCUGUGCGACAACAGUGUUGGAGUUCUCUUCAAUGACUCCACUCGUCUCAUUAUGUACAAUGACGGGGACAGCUUGCAGUACAUUGAGCAAAACAGCACAGAGUCCUACUUCACUGUGAGAUCCUAUCCCUCUGCCUUGAACAAGAAGAUAACACUAUUGAAAUACUUCCGGAAUUAUAUGAGCGAGCACCUGCUGAAGGCAGGUGCUAACAUCACGCCUCGGGAAGGAGAUGAGCUGGCUCGUUUACCCUACCUCUGCACAUGGUUCCGGACCCGCAGUGCCAUCAUCCUGCACCUCAGCAAUGGCACUGUGCAGAUCAACUUCUUCCAGGACCACACCAAAGUCAUCUUGUGCCCUCUCAUGGCUGCUGUCACAUACAUAGAUGAGAAACGGGACUUCCGCACAUACAAGCUUAGCCUCAUUGAGGAACAUGGAUGCUGCAAGGAGCUGGCCAGUCGGCUCCGCUAUGCUCGCACCAUGGUGGAGAAGCUCCUCAGCUCAAAGUCUGGCUCAGCCCGCUUGAAACCCUCUGCUUAGGUCUUGGUCUUGAUGAACUUGACAUCUGUGCCAAACUGUUCCAGCUGUGGAUAAGGGGAGUCUAGUAGCAUCCCUGCUUGCACUGUAACCUCUCAUCACCCAGCUGGGCUCCCACUCCUGAGUACGGUCUAGUUGCCACGAGGGAGCCUCUGAUGCUGUGGGAAUGGUGCUGUGUUUACUCUGGUGCCCAAGGGUGUUUCUUGCUCCCACUCCCAAUAGAAAGUCUAUUUUUUAUUAUCUAGUCUUUUUUCUAACUUCCCAAAACAAAAAGCCUGACUCAAAAAAACAAACAAACAAAAAAACCCCCAAAAAACCUAAACCUCUUAUCUGAGGUUCCUGGGCCUUCUCAUGAGAGACCAGAGCGUGGGGAGGGCAGAAUUAUCAUGUAAGUUAUUUGUACAUGUUUGUGCCUUAUGCUCUGGGCUUUUGUUUCUUCUUGUAGUGAUUCACCUAAGAUAUUUAACAUGCCCAGGUUGAGACUGAGCAAUCAGCCUUUUAAUACUGAAAUUAAUCUAUGUGAAACCUAAACUUUUGUAUAUUGCAUAACUUGAUUAAAGAUU
Struthio camelus australis is the source of this 2093-nucleotide messenger RNA. NCBI's taxonomy places the organism in Eukaryota, Metazoa, Chordata, Aves, Struthioniformes, Struthionidae. The record is from RefSeq and is a predicted model, not a curated record.